Molecule: messenger RNA, 1149 nt
Organism: Bradysia coprophila
Lineage: Eukaryota; Metazoa; Arthropoda; Insecta; Diptera; Sciaridae
Gene: PQBP1
Product: poly-glutamine tract binding protein 1
Molecular function (GO): protein binding
Source: RefSeq, a predicted model, not a curated record
UAAUAACCAAAAUAAAGCCAAUUCUGUCAAUCAAUAUUUACACAUCCUUUGGUUCCAAACCUUCUAUACACACAUUUUGUUUCAUUAAAAACUGUUUGAAAAGAAAGUCCAUCAAACAUGCCGCUUCCACCAGCCCUUCUUCAAAAGCUUGCGAAACGAGGAUUGGUGCAGAAAGGAAAAAUUUCAGCGAAACAGACGACCAAUGCUAGUCAUCAAAGCGAGGAAAUUAUCGCCGAAGACUAUGACGAAGAGCCUUAUCCCUACGAUUAUGAGCCGGUCAAAAAGCCAAUGGAAAGUUAUUGGAGCGAACGAUUAAAACGGCGAAUUGUUGAUGGUAGCUCGGCUGGUUAUAAGAAUUGUCCUAACAAGUACAACAUCUUUCAUAAGUGCACAUUAUACUGUGUUAGUACGUACGGUGACGGAAUUGAACCGGAUCGUGAAUAUUUGCGUAGGAAGCGGAAGUUGCUGCAAAAGUAUCCGCUACCCAAAGAAUGGAAAGAAGUUUUCGACAGCGGCUUCGGAGUACAUUAUUACUGGCACACAAAAACCGACACAGUUUCGUGGCUACCACCCAGUCACCCCAAAGCAACGCCAUCAAAAAGUGCGGCUUUCCUCCGCAAAGAACUGGAGGCCUCAUUAUUACCCGAAACCGAAGAACCGACAGAAGACAUUGAUGCCAUAAUUUCUGGUGAAAACGAAAAAGAGAGCGUAAUGCUCACCUCUCCGUCAGUAGAAGCAGCAAAAUUGGUCGAGCCACUUCCGAUGAAGCCGCCUGCAGUGGUAAAGAAACCCAAGGGACGUGAUCUGGACAAAGUAAUUCGUUCACGUAGCGAACGUCGUCAACGAUCCGAAUUGAUACGUGAAUCCGGUUCUUUGGAUCCGAUGGAUCCAGCUGCGUAUUCAGAUAUACCGAGAGGCAAUUGGUCAGCGGGGUUGCAGCAGGAGAACAAAAAAACAGGAGCCGAUACGACAGCAUCGGGAGCACUGUAUCAAAUGCGGCCGUAUCCCAGUCCCUCUGCUGUUUUGCAGGCUAAUAAAGCCAGUAAGAAAGAAGGCAAUGAGAGUAACAGUGAUGAAGAAGAUGAUUAGGCCCACUGGGUACAAUGAAUCGAAAUAAAGAAUUUGAUGCUCCCGGAAUCAAGAAAAGAA